Molecule: messenger RNA, 2779 nt
Organism: Papilio machaon (common yellow swallowtail)
Lineage: Eukaryota; Metazoa; Arthropoda; Insecta; Lepidoptera; Papilionidae
Gene: Mcm2
Product: DNA replication licensing factor Mcm2
Exons: 15
Coding region: 122-2761 (879 amino acids)
Biological process (GO): mitotic DNA replication initiation; DNA replication; double-strand break repair via break-induced replication
Cellular component (GO): MCM complex; nucleus
Molecular function (GO): 3'-5' DNA helicase activity; ATP binding; single-stranded DNA helicase activity
Source: RefSeq, a predicted model, not a curated record
ACAGCAACAAAAACAACCUGCUUGUUGCUUUCCUUCAUUUAGUUUUAAGUUUGUAACGCUUUUUCAAUCACAUUAUUAUAUUUUCCAAUAUUUCUUACACUUAAUAUUUUAUUCUAAAACCAUGAGUUCACCAAUCCCUGAUACUCCAUCCGAUAGAGAUGGAGCUCGAUCAAGAAUGACUUCACCGGCACGGGAAUAUGAGAUGUUCGAAGAUGAAAGUGCAAUCCUCGGAGACAAUGCCGCCGAAGAAGAAGAGGAUGGGGAAGAGCUUUUUAACGAUAAUAUGGAAGCCGAUUAUCGGCCUAUGCCAGCAUUAGACCGAUAUGAUAAUGAAGACUUAGAUGAUGAUGACUAUGACCCAAUGUCUGUUGAGGCUCGUGUGGCUGCUGAACAGGAGCUGCGGAGAAGGGAUAGGGAUGAAGGCAGAAUAAGACGUGAUGAUCGUGGAUUGUUUUAUGAUGAAUCUGAUGAAGAAAGUACAGGUGCACCACGUAGUAAGCGUCGUCGUGACGCCGAGAGAGCUGCGACUGGAGACAAGGAGCAAACUGAAGAAGGCAUUGAAAGUAUUGAGAAUCUUGAGGAUACGAAGGGAUAUACUACUAAAGAAUGGGUCUCCAUGUUAGGACCAAGAACAGAGAUUGCUAAUAGGUUUAAAAAUUUCCUCCGAACGUAUGCUAAUAACAAGGGCCAAUUUGUUUACAAAGAUCGCAUACGACGUAUGUGUGAACACAAUCAAGCGUCAUUUCACGUCGAGUUCGACGUUCUCGCACGUAAAGAACAAGUCCUUGCUUUCUUUUUACCAGACGCACCGUUCCAAAUGCUUCAGAUCUUCGAUGAAGUUGCCAAAGAGAUUGUCUUACAAAUCUUUCCGAGUUAUGAAAGAGUCACGUCAGAAAUCCAUGUUCGUAUAUCUGAUUUGCCGCUUAUUGAAGAGUUGAGAACAUUCCGGAAGCUUCAUUUGAAUCAGUUAGUGAGGACUGUGGGUGUGAUUACAGCGACAACUGGUGUUCUACCGCAGUUAUCAGUUGUGAAAUAUGAUUGUAAUAGAUGUGGUUAUAUACUUGGGCCGUUCGUACAAUCACAGAAUUCUGAAGUUAAGCCAGGAUCUUGUCCGGAGUGUCAGAGUGCUGGGCCAUUUAUGGUUAACAUGGAGCAAACAGUAUACCGUAAUUACCAGAAAGUUACUAUCCAGGAGUCUCCGGGUCGUAUCCCGGCAGGUCGUAUACCUCGCAGCAAGGACUGUAUCCUGUUAGCUGAUCUAUGUGACAGAUGUAAACCUGGAGAUGAAGUGGAUUUAACUGGGAUAUAUACAAACAAUUAUGAUGGAUCACUUAAUACUGAACAGGGAUUUCCAGUAUUUGCUACAGUGAUUAUAGCAAAUUACAUAGUAGUUAAAGAUUGUAAACAUAUUGUGGAAUCGUUGACAGACGAGGAUGUUGCCAGCAUCAUAAAGUUGUCCAAAGAGGCUAACAUUGGAGAGAGAAUUGUACAGAGCAUUGCUCCAUCCAUUUAUGGACAUGAUUUUAUAAAAAGAGGAUUAGCGUUAGCACUGUUUGGUGGAGAACCUAAAAAUCCAGGUGAAAAGCAUAAAAUUCGAGGAGACAUCAAUGUUCUAAUUUGUGGCGAUCCAGGUACCGCCAAGUCGCAGUUCCUCAAAUAUACUGAAAAAAUUGCACCCCGUGCCAUAUUUACAACGGGUCAAGGAGCCAGUGCAGUCGGUCUAACUGCUUACGUUAGAAAGAAUCCAACAACAAGAGAUUGGACUUUAGAAGCCGGGGCACUAGUGUUAGCAGACCGCGGUGUUUGUCUGAUUGAUGAGUUUGACAAGAUGAAUGAGCAAGACCGUACAUCCAUACAUGAGGCCAUGGAGCAACAGUCCAUUUCUAUAUCUAAAGCGGGGAUCGUCACAUCGCUACAUGCCAGAUGUUCAAUAAUAGCAGCCGCGAAUCCAAUCGGUGGUCGCUACGAUCCUUCACUAACAUUCUCCGAGAAUGUGAACCUGUCGGAGCCAAUACUUUCACGUUUCGACGUACUCUGUGUUGUCAGAGACGAGGCAGACCCAAUGCAGGAUACACAUCUAGCUAAAUUUGUCGUAAGUUCUCAUAUGAGACAUCACCCGACUAAACGUGGAGCAACACUGGAAGACAAUACUAUGGAUGACAUAGGUAUACCGCAGGACCUGUUGAAGAAAUAUAUUGUGUAUUCUAAGGAAAAUGUACAUCCUAAGCUACAGAACAUGGAUCAAGAUAAAGUGGCCAAGAUGUACAGUCAGUUGCGACAGGAGUCACUUGCUACUGGCAGCUUGCCUAUCACUGUCAGACAUAUUGAAUCAGUGAUCCGUAUGAGCGAAGCACACGCACGAAUGCAUCUCCGUCCGCAAGUGAACGAGGAGGAUGUUAACAUGGCCAUACGUACUAUGCUGGAAAGCUUCGUCGAUACACAGAAAUACAGCGUAAUGCGAGCUAUGAGACAAACAUUCCAGAAAUAUCUAUCAUAUAAGAAGGAUCACAGUGAACUGUUAUAUUACAUCCUACGUCAACUAACUAUGGACCAGUUGGCUUAUAUGAGAGGCUUGCAUAAUCACUCGCAAUCCACUAUAGAGAUAUCUGAACGAGAUCUGACAGAGAGAGCGAGACAAAUCAACAUCACAGACCUGAAACCUUUCUACGAAAGUAGGAUAUUCAAAAUCAACAACUUCAGUUAUGACCAGAAAAGGAAAGUAAUCAUUCAUAUUUUGCCAGAAGCGCCGAGUGCGUCGUAACAAACUAAAUAUUCACAU